AUGGCACUGGAUACCCUAGACGAUGCGAGUCCCAUCCUCUUUUGGUGUGCGGUUGUCUUUCUCGUUUCUACAGAGCUCUAUUAUCUACUUCCAGAGUCAGUGUCAGACAAGAUCGGCCAGUAUUUCCUUAAUCUUGGUUCGAUCAUCCAUGACUACAGCUCUGGGAGAUACUACAAGCCAUGGAAGUCCUCCAAAUCAAUCGUGGUCGUGUCCAGCAAAAGGCAAAUCAUGGAGCUGAGUGAGGCACCGGUGCUAUCUCAGCGCGCUGCCUACGCCGACAUGUUCGGUUUCAAACACACAAUGAACAAGCUCGAUCAUCAUGAUCACAAGGUGGCCCGCUCGCGUCUCUACGGACGCCUGCUCCAGGUCAAUGGUCCUACCAACCUGGCGAAGCUCUAUCCUCAUCUCCAAAAGCGAUUAGAGCAAUCUUUAUCUCAGGAGCUUGAAGCCGGGGUUUUCAUCGACGGCUCUGUUUCCAUCCCCAUUGCGCAAACCGUCCGGAGGCUAGCGUCAAGAAUGAACAGUCUCCUAUUCUUUGGCGAACGUCUAUCCGCUGAUCCUGUGUUUGCGGAGGCGCUUCUUCGCUAUCCCGCUGAUAUGGUCAAGUGCAUGGCGGCAUUUCAAGUGACUCCAUCAUUCCUUUCUCCAGUGGUUCAUUCCCUCCUCACCAAUCGUGGACGCGCCAUGCAUAUAAUCCAGAACCAGCUGAUUAACGUCCUGGGUGUCAACCAGAAGAACUGGCAAGAGGUACCAGAGAUUAAAGAGAUGACCAUCAUUCACAACAUGUCGGAAAUGGUUGAGGGCAACGACUAUUGGAGUCCGGAAGUGCUCUCGCAGGCAUUGCUAGGAAUCUGGUUUGCGGCAUCGCACCAGCCAUGGAUGAACCUGGACUUUAUCCUGUUGGAGCUCUGCGCACGCCCAGAAUGGCAGUCUAUACUGCGAAAUGAGAUUGGAGAUUUCAGUGCGUAUGACUACGACCGACUCGAGAAACUUCCUCUCCUGGACAGCUUUAUCAAGGAGACGAUCAGGAUGAAUCCUUUGGAUACUCUCGCGAUCCGCAGAAAGGCCUUGGAAAAAUUUACCUUUUCCGACGGGGGAAUUCACGUCCCCAAGGGGUCCACCGCUUGCGUGUCUUCAUUCAACCUGAUGCAUGACAAGGAGGUCUAUCCCGACCCGGAUGAAUUCGAUGGCCGACGCUUUGUCACAACGAUGUCCUCAGCUCGCGGCACCAAGCUGACCGAGGUCUCCGAGAAAUUUCCCAUAUGGGGAUAUGGCUCUCUGGCGUGCCCCGGUCGGUUCCAUGCAUCGUUGGUCAUCAAGAUGAUUCUGGCUCAUUUGCUCUCCUCCUUCGACUUGCGCUUUGCCAAUGAGAAAGCCAGGCGGAAGUGGUCUUGGGAGACGUUCACGAUGCCAUAUGAGUCGACUCGUGUAGUACUAACGAAGCGCAAACUCUGA
Aspergillus viridinutans is the source of this 1455-nucleotide messenger RNA. RefSeq names its product cytochrome P450. Lineage: Eukaryota; Fungi; Ascomycota; Eurotiomycetes; Eurotiales; Aspergillaceae. The transcript has 10 exons. Gene Ontology annotation, molecular function: oxidoreductase activity, acting on paired donors, with incorporation or reduction of molecular oxygen; heme binding; monooxygenase activity. Bases 1 to 1455 code for a protein of 484 amino acids. The record is from RefSeq and is a predicted model, not a curated record.